Fulvia fulva is the source of this 390-nucleotide messenger RNA. RefSeq lists its product as uncharacterized. The record is from RefSeq and is a predicted model, not a curated record. NCBI's taxonomy places the organism in Eukaryota, Fungi, Ascomycota, Dothideomycetes, Mycosphaerellales, Mycosphaerellaceae. The transcript is spliced from 2 exons. The coding region runs from base 1 to 390 and encodes 129 amino acids.
AUGGGUGAUCAUGUCACAGCGACUGGCUUCAGUGUGGAAGACAUCGAGUUGUUAGGAGACUUACCCGACUAUGCCCGACUCAGCGGCAUUCCACUGCCAAAGGCUUACACGAACUUCAAGAUCGACCAUGCUUUGCCACGACCCUAUAGACCGUUCAGAUGGGGUUACUUCCAGAACAUGUCCCUGUCAAAGAUGGAACCUGACUGGUGGUUCGAGCUGAAUCGCGACUAUGGAGAGACCAUCAAAUAUCGCCAAGCAUUGUUUGGAGAACGUGGCCCGAGAGUUCUGCAGACACUUCCCGGGUGCGAAUUGGCCGCCAAAGAGUUGAUGGAGAUGGCCCUACAAUUCUUGUGUGCUCGUUAUCCUAAUCUCUUUUACCUAGACCAGUAG